Messenger RNA from Homarus americanus (American lobster), 3840 nucleotides. RefSeq names its product ADP-ribosylation factor-like protein 5B (gene Arl5). Gene Ontology annotation, cellular component: trans-Golgi network; cytoplasm. Gene Ontology annotation, molecular function: GTPase activity; GTP binding. Bases 108 to 647 code for a protein of 179 amino acids. The transcript is spliced from 4 exons. The record is from RefSeq and is a predicted model, not a curated record. Lineage: Eukaryota; Metazoa; Arthropoda; Malacostraca; Decapoda; Nephropidae. Gene Ontology annotation, biological process: protein localization to Golgi membrane; vesicle-mediated transport; intracellular protein transport.
GCCAAUGAGUGGUCAGUCCUCAGUAACCAUCAGUGGACGUGAGGGUGUUAACGGGUGCUCUGCUCUACCUCUCUGUGACAUACGUUCUCUCCUUUCUCCCUCUCAUAAUGGGUAUUUUGAUAGCGAAACUGUGGAGCCUGUUUGGUAAUGAAGAGCAUAAGAUUGUGAUGGUUGGACUUGACAAUGCCGGAAAGACAACCAUUCUCUACCAACUGUUAAUGAAUGAGGUGGUUCACACAUCUCCCACUAUUGGCAGUAACGUAGAAGAGGUGGUGUGGAAGAACCUUCAUUUUAUCAUGUGGGACCUUGGUGGUCAAGAAUCACUACGCUCUGCGUGGAACACUUAUUACACAAACACAGAGUUUGUGAUCUUGGUAAUAGAUUCCACAGACCGGGAGCGUCUCAGCAUCACUCGAGAGGAACUUUACAAGAUGCUGGCCCAUGAGGAACUUUCACGCGCCGCCGUCCUCAUAUACGCUAACAAACAAGAUGUAAAAGGCUCUAUGAGUGCUGCAGAGAUUUCACGUUUGUUAAAUUUGACAUCCAUAAAAAAACACAGGUGGCAGAUUCAAGGCUGUUGCGCCCUUACUGGAGAAGGGCUGUACCAGGGACUGGAGUGGAUUGGCAGUACUUUAAAAAGCAAAUGACAAAGCUAGAACUCAGUAGUUGGGGAGAAGCCCUCAUGCUGUGAUGGUCUUUAUUAAUGUGUACAUUUUUAAAUUAUUUGAAAUGUGACUUAUCAAUUACUGCUGUGUAUUGGUGUGAAUAUAGUCACUUGCUGAGUGACAAGACUGUGUAACAAAAUAUGUUCAAAGUAAGUUUGAUAAAUUAUGUGUUUUGGUGGCCAAACAAGAUUGAAGCUGUCCUCUUAUGUGAGAAGACUUCAGUUUGCAAAGUAGAAGCCAGACAACUGUGAUUAUCUCUCGAAAUGAGUUAAUCACUGAAAAUAUAAAUAAUCCCAUAGUACAUAACCAUGUGCUGUGUGUUAAAGUGGGGCCUCAGAGAUGAUAAACAGGUGCAGUUCUUCCAGGAGUGAAGCCAAGGAGUGUAUGUUCCAUGUACACUGAUCUCAGUGGAACACGUGUUCAUCGUCAGAACAAAUUCAUUCAUAGUAUUGUAGUCUUGAACCACAUUAAUACUGAGUACAGUACUUAGGACAUAAUAUGUACAUAAAUUUUUCCAUAUAUUUUUGACAGAGAAGGGCGAGUCCCUCUUGAUUCCUUCUCACAGACGUUCAAUUAAGUGCAGGUCUUCAGUGACCUCCAGUUGAAACCUCUUCCUGAACCUACUUCAUGCAUUUGCUAGCCAUAAUUAAUGGAAAACAUUUUAUAACUCUUGUAAACAUUUCUUGAAAGUGAAUUAUGUGAAAUUAGGUGCUAUUGUUCAUAGUGUUGAUGGCCAGAUAUAUGGCCUUGGUCAAAGAACAUUGAUUUCUUAAAUCUUAAUCAUUCUACUGAUUUUACAACAAUAUAUUUUAGCAGAAAAUUUUAUUUAAUACUCUAUUCAAGAAUAAUGUAUAGACAGAUAUAUUUUUAGACGAUUUUAAUUGUGACAGUCCAGUCUAUAUAUAAUUACAGUACUUUUUCUUCAUUAUUCAUCAACCCUUUAUUCUAUACUCUAUUUUGUUAUUCUGCUUUCUUCCAGUUACACACCUGUGAGAGUAUCCACAAGUAUUUAUGUGAAAGUGAUCAAAUACUUAAUCUGCUUCUAGGACUCAAGACCAAAUUGUUUCUCUGUGACAGAAUGAUUGAUUGUAUACACUACAGUAUCGUGAGAAGGAAGAUUAUAUAUGCCAAGUUGUGAUGGAUAUCCUUAGAAUUUUAGUCAUGGUCUCUCAGUGAAUCUUUAUUAAAAGCCCCAAAAAUUGUGAGCUCUUUUGUGAAGGUUUGGGAAGCACUGUGCCAAAUAUAUAAGAUUAUUGUGAUUUAUGCAUCAUGGGUAUGAGAGAUGCUUUUGAAUAUGUUAAACUACCAAUUUUAUCACUUACCCUUCAUAUCUGUUUGCUGUGCAUGUAUUUGUUUACUAAAAUUUUAGGAUUUUCUUCCUGUCUGUUGUCUGUCACUCUCUUUCUCAAAAUUAAUGUAAGAUAUCAGAAUAAGAAAAUUUCAGUAAAACUCUCUUAAUCCAGACCAAUUGAGGGAAAAUCCAGCCCAUGUUAAGCGAAUUUCCCCAUAAAGUAAUUUCCAGAGGGAGUUUAUUUAGUCUGGAAAAAGUUUGGAUGGCAAUGCCAGCCACAGCCGCUUUGUUUCCAAGCCAGUAGCACUGAUACAGCCCUCGUGUGUCUCACUCAACUCCUGUGGACUAAAAUAUUCGUGACUUUGUGGACAAAUUACCAUGGCUUCAAAAGGAAGUCAAAAGAGGGCCAGAAAGGAGUUUUAAUGUGAAGGACAAGCAAGAAUUAUAUAUAUUGUAUUCCAGGUUAAUGAUUCAAAAGUGUUUAUUUAUUUUUGCCAUUAUGUGAUAAGAUCCAAAUUACUGUAUCGUGUUAAUCCAGACUCGAUCUGGAUUAACAGAAAUUAGUCUGGAGUUCUUUGCCAGUGCAGUUAAAGUAGAAAUCGGUAUAAAAAAGGGUCCGGAUUAAGAGGGUUUUACUGUAGUAACGAAGUGGUAUUGGGAAAUAUUUUGUUUUAUAUUUCUAUUCAGUCAAUUGAUGUGACACCUGUGUGGGAUCACGAUGUCGUCCCUUCUGUCCUUUAUAUAGAUACAUUCUUGUGGCUUGUGCUCUCGCCCUGCUGUACUGUACAGUAUAAUAAUUCUGCUUACUGUUGCAUAUUUGUAUUUUUUCUCAUUCAUACACGCCUUCCAUUAUGGUGCAGAAUGGCCAGGCAGGGUUGUGAUCUGAUUCAAAGACAUCAACAGGUUGUUAGCUCUCCUUAGGGUUGUUUCACCAUUAGCAAGUGCAGUCAAUGAUGUAUUCAUUUAUUGGUGAGCGGACAAAGAAGGAACCCCCACAUUUUGGUCGAAAAAUAAACCUGUAAACAUUUCCUUUUAUUGCAGACUCUACCAUCUAUGAUAUGGAGCCACUAAUUUGCAACACUUGUAUGUCUAUCCAUGUCCAUUCUCUUUAUCCCGAGUGUUCCUCAGUUUUAUAACCCUAGUUGACUGUCUCUUUGCACUAGUAGACACUCUUUGCUUUAGAUUGUAAUAUGGUUAUUUUAAGGUGAAAACAUCUAAUGCUUCAACAGUAUUAUAAUAUAUACAGUCACAUAUUCUUUCCUCUAUAACCUCACAUUUCUACUUCUUUUUAAUUAAUCUAACCAGCUGCAAAAGUAUUCCUCUCCUUUAGUGAAGUUCGAAAUCUUAUCAUUAAUAUGUUACCAUGUUUUAGUGUUAUUUUGUAUUGAACUUAUACUGAUGGACUUGAAAAUAAUGCUUAAUACUGUAUACAGUAUUGGUUUGCAUCCUACAGUGCAUGAUCCACAAUUUAUGAAUUAGAACCUUCCUUACAAGUUGCACUAGCUGAGUCAUACAGUAAGGAAGGGGCUUAAUCAUAAACACAAUAAGAUUCUGUGAAUUAGUGUUAAGUGUUAAUAUUUGGAUGUAUCAUGUUUGUAGCUUUCUUUUAUGAAGUACAUAAUAGAGUUUGGUGCAACACAGUAUUUCCUCAGCACAUACCUUAAAAGUGGAGUGAGGAAUCAUGUGACUUCUUCAAAAGUUCACCGGGGUAAGACAUACUUUUGUCAACCAUUCAUGGCUUAUAACCUCAUAGAAAUAGGUUUAGCUUACAUGGAACUGACUGAAUAUGUUUUCAAAUUUGCAGGUUGUUGUAAAAACUAUAGGGGAGGUGGAUGAUCUUUUCUAACAUAUACAGAAUAUGUUGGUAAUAAAGCAAUGAGCUAG